GGGGGCACGUCACUUCCUGUUUCUUUAGGGGAACGUGGCUUUCCCCGCAGCGCCCGUCCCUCSGUCUGCGUUCCUGCUGCAGCGGCCGGAGCUGGAGUGAGAGCCCGAGCGCAGCCUCGCCAUGGACUCGGCCCUCAGCGACCCGCACAACGGCAGCGCCGAGUCAGGCGGCCCGGCCAACGGCACGACGCGGCCGCCCUCCACGCCCGAGGGCAUCGCGCUGGCCUACGGCAGCCUCCUGCUCAUGGCGCUGCUGCCCAUCUUCUUCGGCGCCCUGCGCUCGGUGCGCUGUGCCCGCGGCAAGAAUGCCUCGGACAUGCCUGAAACCAUCACCAGCCGGGAUGCCGCCCGCUUCCCCAUCAUCGCCAGCUGCACACUCUUGGGGCUCUACCUCUUUUUCAAAAUAUUCUCCCAGGAGUACAUCAACCUCUUGCUGUCCAUGUAUUUCUUCGUGCUGGGAAUCCUGGCGUUGUCCCACACCAUCAGCCCCUUCAUGAAUAAGUUUUUUCCAGCCAGCUUCCCAAAUCGACAGUUUCAGCUGCUCUUCACACAGGGCUCUGGGGAAAACAAGGAAGAGAUCGUCAACUAUGAGUUUGACACUAAGGACCUGGUGUGCCUGGGCCUGAGCAGCAUCGUUGGCGUCUGGUACCUGCUGCGGAAGCACUGGAUUGCCAACAAUCUUUUUGGCCUGGCCUUCUCCCUUAAUGGGGUGGAACUUCUGCACCUGAACAAUGUCAGCACCGGUUGCAUCCUGCUGGGUGGACUCUUCAUCUACGACGUCUUCUGGGUGUUCGGUACCAACGUUAUGGUGACUGUGGCCAAGUCAUUUGAGGCGCCAAUAAAAUUGGUGUUUCCCCAGGACCUGCUGGAGAAGGGCCUUGAAGCAGACAACUUUGCUAUGCUGGGACUCGGAGAUAUCGUCAUUCCAGGGAUCUUCAUCGCCUUGCUGCUGCGUUUUGACAUCAGCUUGAAGAAGAACACCCAUACCUACUUCUACACCAGCUUCGCAGCCUACAUCUUCGGCCUGGGCCUCACCAUCUUCAUCAUGCACAUCUUCAAGCAUGCCCAGCCUGCUCUCCUGUACCUGGUACCUGCCUGCAUUGGCUUUCCCGUUCUGGUGGCRCUGGCCAAAGGAGAAGUGACAGAAAUGUUCAGCUACGAGUCCUCUGCGGAAAUCCUGCCUCAUACCCCGAGGCUCACCCACUUCCCCACGGUCUCGGGCUCCCCUGCCAGCCUGGCCGACUCCAUGCAGCAGAAGCUAGCUGGCUCUCGUCGCCGGCGCCAGCAGAAUCCCAGCGCCUUUUAUGAGGAGUCAAAUCCUAAGGAUCCAGCAGCAGUGACCGAAUCCAAAGAGGCCACAGAGGCAUCAGCAUCGAAGGGACUAGAGAAGAAGGAGAAAUGAUGCAACUGGUACCCGACYCCCUCAAGGCCAGACCAGCCAGGGAGAUGGGCUGACAGGCGUGCAUGGGAGAGGGUUCAGGACACUGCUCCAGGACUGGGACGGGGGCAGCAGGAUCCCUCCAGCUAGGUCUCUGUGGCCUCUGUUUUCCUCUCCCCCCUUCUGUGGCCCUCCUCUGCUCUCCUCAUCCCCUGCAGGCAAAGGAAACCAACCCCCAGCUUCCUCCCUCCCCCGGAACCAGGU
Messenger RNA from Urocitellus parryii (Arctic ground squirrel), 1642 nucleotides. RefSeq names its product histocompatibility minor 13 (gene Hm13). Gene Ontology annotation, biological process: membrane protein proteolysis. Lineage: Eukaryota; Metazoa; Chordata; Mammalia; Rodentia; Sciuridae. Gene Ontology annotation, cellular component: membrane; lumenal side of endoplasmic reticulum membrane; cytoplasmic side of endoplasmic reticulum membrane. Gene Ontology annotation, molecular function: aspartic endopeptidase activity, intramembrane cleaving. The record is from RefSeq and is a predicted model, not a curated record.